Messenger RNA from Hyla sarda, 3084 nucleotides. It is a transcript of the gene RPS6KA6, whose product is annotated as ribosomal protein S6 kinase A6. NCBI's taxonomy places the organism in Eukaryota, Metazoa, Chordata, Amphibia, Anura, Hylidae. The record is from RefSeq and is a predicted model, not a curated record. Gene Ontology annotation, molecular function: ribosomal protein S6 kinase activity; magnesium ion binding; ATP binding. The coding region runs from base 207 to 2441 and encodes 744 amino acids. Gene Ontology annotation, biological process: protein phosphorylation. The transcript is spliced from 22 exons.
GCCAGGCUGGGGAUCUCCUUGGUGACGUCACGGUGACGCGGCUCCCCCCGGUUUCCAUGCUGCACAGGUGACGGCGGCCGCCAUAUUGGCGGAGCCUGUGGCUGCGGGGACCGGGAACAGGCGAAUCGGGAGGGGGAUUUUUCACCUCUCCGCUCCCCCGUUAGGAGCUGGCGGGGGGUGCGUGGACCGAGCCGCCCGUGAGGGGGAUGCCUCAGCGGCUCAGUCAUCUGGAGGAUCCGGGGAUGAACAUGGAAGUGUACGGGACCGGCGGGAGUGAGGUAAAUGGUGUGAAGAUGAUUGAUGAGCCGAUGGAUGAAGGGGAGUCCUUACUUCCUUAUGAUGAAGGAAACAUCAAAGAGAUCCCCAUCACCCACCAUGUGAAGGAAGGAUGUGAGAAGGCCGACCCCGCGCAGUUCGAGCUGCUGAAGGUCCUGGGUCAGGGAUCUUUCGGAAAGGUAUUUCUUGUGAGGAAAAUUGUGGGGCCGGACGCCGGACAACUGUAUGCAAUGAAAGUGUUGAAAAAGGCGUCCCUGAAAGUCAGAGACAGGGUCCGUACAAAGAUGGAGCGCGACAUCCUGGUGGAAGUGAAUCAUCCGUUUAUUGUCAAGUUGCACUAUGCCUUUCAGACAGAAGGGAAAUUAUACCUGAUCCUGGAUUUUCUCAGGGGAGGUGACGUCUUCACGCGAUUAUCCAAAGAGGUUAUGUUUACAGAGGAAGAUGUGAAGUUCUACUUGGCAGAGCUGGCCCUGGCACUGGAUCACCUGCACAGCCUGGGAAUCGUCUACAGAGACCUAAAGCCAGAAAACAUUUUGCUUGAUGAAGCAGGACAUAUCAAGUUAACAGAUUUUGGGCUCAGCAAAGAAUCGGUGGACCAUGAAAAGAAGGCGUACUCCUUCUGUGGUACUGUGGAGUACAUGGCCCCCGAAGUGGUCAAUCGACGAGGCCACACGCAGAGCGCUGACUGGUGGUCCUUUGGUGUCCUUAUGUUUGAGAUGUUGACGGGGACGCUGCCCUUUCAAGGAAAAGAUCGGAACGAAACGAUGAACAUGAUACUGAAAUCAAAGCUCGGGAUGCCGCAGUUUUUAAGCCCCGAAGCUCAAAGUCUCCUCCGAAUGUUGUUCAAGCGGAAUCCUCUAAACCGAUUAGGGGCCGGCCUGGACCGGGUAGAAGAAAUCAAACGGCAUCCGUUUUUUGCUACCAUUGACUGGAAUAAGCUGUACAGACGUGAGAUUCAGCCUCCAUUUAAACCGGCAUCAGGGAAACCUGAAGAUACCUUCUGCUUCGACCCGGAAUUUACAGCGAAAACGCCAAAAGAUUCCCCGGGUGUCCCGCCCAGCGCCAACGCUCAUCAGCUCUUUAAAGGCUUCAGCUUUGUGGCGCCUUCUUCUAUCGAGGAGCAUAAAAUCUCUUCUGUUACGAACGUCCUUCCGAUUGUACAGCAAUUUCACGGAAGCCGCGCGCAAUUUACCGAUAUCUACGACCUAAAAGAGGACAUUGGUGUCGGGUCCUAUUCCAUCUGCAAACGGUGUAUUCAUAGGGCCACGAAUAUGGAGUACGCUGUCAAGAUUAUAGAUAAGAGUAAGCGAGAUCCAUCAGAAGAGAUUGAGAUUCUGAUGCGUUACGGACAACACCCAAAUAUCAUCACCCUGAAGGAUGUGUAUGAUGACGACGGCCGAUACGUUUACCUGGUGACGGAGCUGAUGAAGGGAGGAGAACUGCUCGAUCGCAUCCUCAGACAGAAAUACUUCUCGGAACGGGAGGCCGGCGCUGUCCUGUACACAAUCACCAAGACCGUGGACUAUCUGCACUGCCAAGGAGUGGUUCAUCGGGACUUGAAGCCCAGUAACAUUCUGUACAUGGACGAUUCCAGUAACGCCGACUCCAUCCGGAUAUGUGACUUCGGGUUUGCCAAGCAGCUGAGGGGAGAGAACGGCCUCCUCCUGACUCCAUGUUACACGGCCAACUUUGUAGCCCCUGAGGUCCUGAUGCGGCAGGGAUACGAUGCGGCCUGUGACAUCUGGAGUCUCGGUGUCCUCCUGUAUACGAUGCUUGCAGGGUACACGCCUUUCGCAAACGGCCCUAAUGACACUCCUGAAGAAAUCUUACUGAGGAUAGGAAGCGGGAACUUCUCACUGAGCGGAGGGAAUUGGGAUACGGUGUCAGAUGCUGCAAAAGACUUGUUGUCGCACAUGCUUCACGUGGAUCCCCAUCAGCGCUAUACGGCAGAGAAGGUGUUAAAGCAUUCCUGGAUCGCCUGCCGGGACCAGCUUCCCCACUACCAGCUCAACAGACAGGACGCACCUCACCUGGUCAAGGGAGCCAUGGCCGCCACAUUCUCUGCGCUCAAUCACAAGACCUUUCAGCCGGUCCUGGAGCCCGUCGCGGCCUCUAACCUCGCCCAGAGGCGGAGCAUGAAAAAGCGAACUUCAACGGACUUGUAGAGCUGAAUCCGAGGAGGGAAAAACGAGGAUCUCAAAUACUUGAAUAUUCUGUACAGGUCUCCGGGGGGGGGGGUUCAUACUGUGCUCCAUUAUUACUUCGUCUCGGUUCCUCAUCAGGGUACGACGCUCGGGCAGCACCGCAAAACCUCUUCACCUGCUGACUAUACAACUCCCGUUCAUCAAGAUGCUGUAAAUUCUGCGCCCGUGUUUUAGUCCCGGCCGUCUGCUCCCAGGACUGUGUAUGUAUGUAUGUAUAUAUAUAUAUAUAUAUAUAUAUAUAUAUAUAUAUAUAUAUAUAUAUAUAUAUAUAUAUAUAAUGAGAGCGAGUCGGGGUUCCCGAUCUGUCUGGUAUGUGUAGUGUCUGUCACCACUGAACCCCAUUAGAAUCAGGGGUGAGCGUAGUCGUUCAGCAGUGUUAAGGGGUUGAGUCAGCGACUGACUAACCCUGGUCUCCGCCAUUAUUGAGACGUUGAGUAUUUGUACCGUACAAUCCUCCGCUGCGUCCCCCUUCCCGCAUAGGGGGGGAGGAACUCGGGAGCCUACAUCUCACCGCAGACUAUAACUUAUUCUAUUCACUAUCACUGUGUACACCUUGUUGCUGUAGUCCUUAGGGCAGUGUCUCCCAACCAGGGUGCCUCCAGCU